GCUUCUUUUUCUGUUUAUUUCGUUUCUGAUUCUGUUUCUCUGCGUUGUCUUCUCCUGAAUGUGAUAUUCCUACACCCAUUCGUGCGCCAACACUUCCCCAUCCCACGCCUUUGACAGGUCGGGCUUCAAUAUUAAAAUGCCCCUCCUCGAAACCGCAUCUAUGCAGUCAGAAAGAAUCGUCCCUGUAGCAUCGAAAGCUACGGAUGGUGCUAUCGGAGACGAUGUUGCACACCUCCUGAAGACCGUAUUUGAAGCCCAGACCUCGCAGCAGGCACUAGAUGCUUCCUACGGCCUUACCAACCUACUUAUCAGCACCGGGAGCGUUCGAUGCCUCCACACAUUCAAUGUUAUCCCUGAAAUAAAGAAAGCGGCGACAGAUAAGAAAAAUGGUGCUAGGAGGGAGAGCUCUAUGCUAAUUCUUGGAGCUUUGUUUGAACAAUAUCCUUUGAAAAACCCGUUGAGCGAGGUUGUCUUCCUGCUUGAGAAUGGCGGAUUGCUUUACCUUGCCUUGGAUCUCCUCGCAGAUAAGGGUGCAGUGGUUCGAGAAGCAGCUCAAUAUGCCAUUGAUGCUUUAUUUGCAUGCCUGAAGGAGGAAUCUUUAGUUCACGCUCUUAUUGAGCCCCUUUCUCAAUACCUCAGUAAGCCCACUGGAAAAUGGCAGGGAACAGUCGGUGCGUACCAGUUGCUGGAAAAGGUAGCGAAAAGAGCCGAGAUUGGUACGGAGAGCAAGGAGAAGGAGGAGCUUAAGGAUCUUCUACGACUUAAUCUAGGCCAAAAACUGAAGGAUCUGAUCCCUAUUGUCGAGGGUGGAAUGCAUGACUUGAAGGCAGAAGUUGCUAAACAAGCUGUUAAAACUAUGACUGCCCUGUCGACUGUCCUUGACAAUGAUGAUGUUGCGCCGCGAAUUCCGCUACUUCUCAAAACCAUGGAGAAGCCCUCGACCGAAACACUCCAGAAAGCUAUCCAUGCGCUGUCUCAAACAACCUUCGUUGCCAUCGUGACAUCUCCAGUUCUCGCAUUACUUACUCCCCUCCUUGAACGAUCUCUCAACACCCCAACUACCACUCAAGAAGUCCUCCGUCAAACUGUCGUAGUUGUUGAGAAUCUUACCCGACUUGUGCACGAUCCCGUCGAAGCAAGGACCUUCUUGCCCAAGUUGAAGCCUGGUGUUCAGCGUGUCAAGGAUGGUGCCUCUCUCCCUGAAGUUCGAGAAUUAGCUACUCGAGCUAUGAACGUUAUAAACAAGGCCAUGGGUGUUGAUGAAGCCGGCACUACUGAUUCACGUGCGACUACAGAGCAAGUAGAGGCCGUUCUUGAGGAGCAUACGAAACCAUACAUCAAAUUCAACCAUACCGAUGAGAAGCGUUUCUGGGAAACCAGCAGAAACUAUAUUGCUAACAUGGUCCGAGAUGAUGCCAAUUCACGACUCCUUGAACGUAUUCAAGUGUGUGUGGGCCCAUAUCUCCAAUCCUUCGUUCCUGAAGGAAAACACGACGAGAUUGUUGCGACUGUGAAGGCUCAUUUCGUUGAGGAAGAUGAGCGCAGAUUUGGAGUCCCAGUUAAGGAAGAUGAUGGGGAGAUCGAAAUUGUCAAUGCCAACUUCUCCCUUGGUUACGGAGGCCGACUCCUUCUCUCCCAUGCCAAUUUGAGACUACUCAAGGGCCAUAGGUACGGUCUUUGCGGCCGUAAUGGUGUUGGAAAAUCCACUCUCAUGCGCAGUAUCGCUAAUGGCAAGCUCGAAGGCUUCCCACCUCAGGACGUCUUGAAAACUUGUUUUGUUGAGCAUAAUCAAGGCGAGGAUGCAGAGUUGAGCGUCUUGGAAUUCGUCACAAAGGAUCCGGAGAUGGCCGCUGCCGGUGAAGAGAAGAUCUCCGCGGCCCUUAACGAGGUUGGGUUUACCCCUGGCCCAGAAGGCAGGCAGCAACAACCUGUUGGCUCUCUAUCUGGUGGCUGGAAGAUGAAAUUGGCACUUGCCGGAGCUAUGGUUAUGGGUGCUGACGUGCUCCUCCUUGACGAACCUACCAAUCAUUUGGAUGUCCACAAUGUUAAAUGGUUGCAGGAAUACCUGAAGAAACACACAGAAGUUACCAGUUUGAUCGUCAGUCACGACUCCGGUUUCCUAGAUGAGGUCUGCACAGACAUCUACCAUUAUGAGCAGAAGAAACUUGUUCACUACAAGGGAAAUCUCGCGGACUUCGUUAAGGUCAAGCCGGAAGCAAAGAGUUACUACACUCUAUCCUCUGCCAACGCACACUUCAAGUUCCCACCUCCUGGUAUCUUGUCUGGCGUCAAAUCCGCGACUCGCAUUAUCCUGCGCAUGACUAAUUGUUCUUACACUUACCCGGGUAGCAGCAAACCAUCAUUGGUCGAUGCAAGCUGUGCUCUUACUCUGUCCUCUCGGGUUGCUAUCAUUGGUGGUAACGGAGCAGGAAAGUCUACUUUGAUGAAGCUGCUUACGGGUGAAACAAUCCCACAGACCGGAAAAGUUGAGAAGCACCCCAAUCUUCGAAUUGGUUACAUCAAACAGCACGCAUUGGAGCACGUGGAAAUGCAUAUGGAGAAGACUCCCAAUCAAUACCUCCAAUGGAGAUAUGCCAAUGGAGAUGACCGUGAAGUCCUUCUGAAACAAACCCGUAUACUCACCGAGGAGGAUAAGAUCCAGAUGGCCAAGCCUGUUGACAUCGGUGACGGAAAGGGCCCACGCAACAUCGAAGCUUUGAUGGGAAGGCAAAAGUACAAGAAGACCUUCCAAUAUGAAGUGUAAGCACGCCCGGUAGCCGUUCACCAAUCUUGAAAUCUGGUUAAUGCUAACAAACACUAGUAAAUGGAAGAACAUGCUCCCCAAGCACAACACUCAGAUAUCGCGUGAAACUCUUCUGGAACUCGGAUUCCAAAAGCUUGUCCAAGAAUUUGACGACCAUGAAGCCUCUCGCGAGGGUCUUGGAUACCGAGUUCUCGAGCCUAAGGUUAUCUCUAAGCACUUCGAAGACAUCGGUCUCGACCCUGAGAUUGCCAACCAUAACGAAAUUGGCGGUCUCUCUGGUGGACAGAAAGUCAAGGUCGUUCUGGCCGGAGCCAUGUGGAACAACCCUCAUUUGCUCGUCUUGGACGAGCCUACCAACUUCUUGGACCGUGACUUCUUGGGUGGCCUGGCUGUUGCUAUCCGUGAGUUCAAAGGUGGUGUGGUUAUGAUCUCUCACAACGACGAAUUCGUUGGUGCCCUCUGCCCUGAAAGAUGGUACGUUGAAAACGGCCGGAUGACUCAUGCCGGUACUACUGCCGUUGCGCUUGAUCGUUUCGAAGACCAGUCUCGCAACCCCAGCACUGUGGCCAGCAGUGUAGUAUCUAGUGCAGCACCUUCAGCCGUGAACUCUGGUGCCGAAGACGGAGGCGAGCUUAAGUUCAAGGCUAAGAAGAAGAAGAAAAUGACCAGAGCUCAACUCAAGGAGCGUGAAGUGCGCCGCAGGCUAAGACACAUUGAGUGGCUUAACAGCCCUGCCGGAACUCCGCACCCGCCCGAUACUGAUGACGAGCAGUAGCUUGCCAUCGUACCUUAAUUCUUUCGUUUAUAUAUAUUUGAUUCAAAGUACCUAAUGGUUGUUAUGAGUUCGGAUAUCUCACGAGUUUAUGUCUUGUUUUUUGGCGGCCCGUUGUUUGGUAUCGUUCGUCUCCGGUAUACGCGACCGGGUAUCCCUUUUUAUAGACAGAGACGGGCACUA
This is a messenger RNA of Trichophyton rubrum CBS 118892, 3719 nucleotides long. RefSeq lists its product as uncharacterized. NCBI's taxonomy places the organism in Eukaryota, Fungi, Ascomycota, Eurotiomycetes, Onygenales, Arthrodermataceae. Gene Ontology annotation, molecular function: ATP hydrolysis activity; ATP binding. Bases 137 to 2764 code for a protein of 875 amino acids. The transcript has 2 exons. The record is from RefSeq and is a predicted model, not a curated record.